This is a messenger RNA of Parnassius mnemosyne (clouded apollo), 1314 nucleotides long. NCBI's taxonomy places the organism in Eukaryota, Metazoa, Arthropoda, Insecta, Lepidoptera, Papilionidae. The record is from the annotation of a GenBank genome assembly.
AUGUCUUUCCUUCAUAAUCAUUCUUGCGAGUGCGUUAAGUCAGAAUUGGAUUUGUUUGCACUACCGUCUACACAAACUAGCAUUGAAAAUGGAUUGUGGAUUCAUUAUAAACCAAUUUCAUCUCUUGGUGAUGAUGGACCUAUCGAGUUUCAAGUUCCUGGGACCGGCGAUGACUACAUAGAUUUGUCUCAUACAUUACUCCACAUAAAGGCAAAAGUAUUAAAUCAAGAUUCAACUAACUUGGUAUCUACUACAAUAGUAGCACCUGUAAAUAAUUGGCUGCAUUCACUUUUUAGUCAACUUGAUAUUUAUUUAAACCAAAAACUUGUAUCACCACCUAAUAAUACCUAUGCAUAUCGAGCAUACAUGGAAACCCUUUUAAACUAUGCCCCUGCUGCUAAACAAUCUCAUCUUACUUGUAGUCUUUGGUAUGAGGAUACAGCAGGAAAAAUGGAUUCUACAGAUGGUAAAAACAUAGGAUUUGUUAAAAGACAGGAAUUGAUUAGUGAAAGUAAGGAAAUAGAAAUGAUUGGUCAUCUUCACGGUGACAUUUUUAACCAAGAUAAAAUUUUAAUUAAUGGUGUUGAAAUGAGUGUUAAAUUGGUUCGAUCAAGAGAGAGUUUUAAUUUAAUUGUUGGGUCAAACGAUGUAAAGUUUAAAGUUUGCAUUACGGACGCAACUCUUAUUGUGCGACGAGCACGAAUUAAUCCAAGUGUAUUACUCGCACAUCAAAAAGUUUUAGCUUCUACCACUGCUAAAUAUCCUAUUACUCGAGCUGAAGUAAAAGUUUUAACAAUUCCUUCAGGUGUUCAAGGAAAAACUCUUGAUAAUAUAUUUUUAGGACAGGUACCGAAAAGAUGUAUAAUUGGAUUUGUGAACAAUUCUGCAUUUAAUGGUUCCCUUACUAAAAAUCCAUUUAACUUUGAAAACUAUGGUAUUAAUUCUUUCAGCUUAUAUAUUGAUGGUCAACAAAUACCUUCAAAAGCUUUGCAACCAUCUUUUAAUAAUAGCAUAUUUACAUCAGCAUAUCAUACUCUAUUCUCGGGAACUGGUAUUCACUUUCUUAAUGAAGGAAAUGGAAUCUCUUGUGAACAGUAUGGCAAAGGUUACUGUCUAUUAGCAUUUGACUUAACUCCUGAUUUAUCAGCUAACUCAUCAACUCAUUGGAAUCUCAUAAAGCAUGGUAGUGUAAGAAUAGAAGUACGAUUUGAAUCCUCAUUAAUACAAACAAUUAACUGUAUAGUUUAUGCUGAGUUUGAUAAUAUUAUUGAGAUAGAUAAAAACAGAAAUGUUACUGUAGACUAUAGUAGUUAA